Molecule: messenger RNA, 1568 nt
Organism: Ectocarpus siliculosus
Lineage: Eukaryota; Phaeophyceae; Ectocarpales; Ectocarpaceae
Source: the annotation of a GenBank genome assembly
AUGUCUCCCUCCAUUUCAUGCGUGCCGCCGUCCGCCAUGGCGCAGGAAGCAGUGCACGCUCUCGGAGGAAAGCAAUCCGCUCUAGGGAAAGUGUUGAUCGAUGCGGGCGUGAGGGAGCCUCACGACAUCGCCGGGAUGAAGCAGGACAUGAAGUCCUGCGACUGGCGCGAACGCCCCCUGUCGGAGGAGAAGCUGGUGUACGCGAGGUGCGACUCCCACUACCUCAUCCCGCUCUGGCGACUCCUGCGGGCGCGGCUGCUGGCGGCGGACACUUUCUCGAGCCGCCAAGACGGCGGAGAGGAGAAGGACGGCAGGGAGGAGGCCGCGCUGCGGGAGAUCAAGCGCCGUUUGGACGAGGAUCAACGCCGGGAAGAGGCCCCCCGCCAGAUGCAACUUCCUCCACAGUCACCCCCCCCCUCCAAGGGGGGUGCUGGUUCGGGAGUCGUCGCGAUGAAUGGCGCCACCACCGCCGCUGGGCUCGCCAGUGAUCACUUACGGUCCGGAUCUUCAACAACAGCAGUUGUUGACGGGAAUUUGCCCGCAAGGUCGCCGGUGAGGUCGGGCGCCUGCUCCCCCGCCGCCGCCACCCAGUCGGCGUGGGAGCCGUGGAUGUCGGAGUGGGACGACCCUGAGGAUUGCCACAGGCGCGAACGCAGCCGCAGCGGCUCCUUCUUUCGGCCCGACCUGGAGAGCAUCCACGAGGGCGCCCGGAACAACGCGUGCGGCGCCGGCUUAGACUCCGCCGUCACGGCGGCAUUCCUCGAAGAUGAAGAAGAUUACGGCGGCGAGGUCGUAGGGGAUGGAGCAAUUGGAUUGGCCAACGGCGAGGCGCGCCGUUUCGGGGAUCUCGACGGGGCUGGGGGUGGGGGGGGGGGGGGCGUUGCGGCCAGCGAGGAGGAUGACGAGGAUGAGGAUCUUUGGGAAGAGUUGGGGCGUGACCGAGGGCGUCGAAGACGCGACGACGUUAACCGCGGCGACGGCUACCGGUGGCCACACCCCUAAGGACGAGAUGAGCCCAAGCUUUACGGCCGAAAGGGAAGAAGAAGUUGAUGCUGCUGCUGCUGCUGCUGCUGCUGCUGCUGCUGCUGCUGCAGCAAGUCCCGCGAACACGUCGCAAGCAGCAGGUCCCGUAGACUCCUCGCUCGCUGAUGACUUGAACUCUACACCACCGGCAGCCGGAGCGGCGGCGUACGACGCAACGAAUACGGUUGCCCCUGGGGACGACCGGCCCGCCGCAGAGCCGGACCCUGCUGCCGUAGUCCUGACGGACGGAAUACUGCUCAUGUGGAAGUCGCUAUCGAGGGCCCACGUCGCGACGGCCGUGCUGUGGCGCCCCUCCCGGGAGGCGAAGGGCGAGGACGCCCACAGCGAGAGGCACUUCCGCACGGCGGAGCAGCGGCUGAGGCCGCCCCGCUGGUCCGAGAUCAACGUGCGGGUGUACGAGGACAUUUUUGUCUGGAGGGACAGGACCGCCCGCAGGCUGGACGACGGGGUGGCCUACGUCUGCCCCGGGGACACCCUGAUCGAGGUGGCCCUGGCGAUGCCGACGACGGUGGACGGCCUUCGGC